This is a messenger RNA of Calidris pugnax (ruff), 922 nucleotides long. Its product is annotated as nuclear nucleic acid-binding protein C1D. Gene Ontology annotation, biological process: regulation of gene expression; maturation of 5.8S rRNA. The record is from RefSeq and is a predicted model, not a curated record. Gene Ontology annotation, molecular function: RNA binding; DNA binding. Bases 106 to 552 code for a protein of 148 amino acids. The transcript is spliced from 5 exons. Gene Ontology annotation, cellular component: nucleolus; exosome (RNase complex). Lineage: Eukaryota; Metazoa; Chordata; Aves; Charadriiformes; Scolopacidae.
CCCAGGUCACACGUGUGCGGCCACGCCCGCCCAACCGUCCUGACGUCACCGCUGCGCGCCGCAGGAGGCCCCGCCCCCUCGUCGCUUUUCCCCGGCCGCCCGGAGAUGGAAAUGUCAGAAGAUGAUAUUAAUACAGAAGAAUACCCCACAGAAAUCCAUGAUUAUCUUGCAGCAUUUGAAAAAUCUCUUGGUUCUGUAGAUGAGAUGCUGAAGACAAUGAUGUCAGUUUCCAGGAGUGAGCUUCUCCAAAAGUUGGAGCCUCUUGAGCAAGCAAAGAUGGAUUUGGUUUCAGUGUACACAUUAAAUUCCAUGUUCUGGGUAUACUUGGCUACUCAGGGAAUCAAUCCAAAGGAACACCCAGUGAAACAAGAACUGGAGAGAAUAAGAACAUACAUGAACAAGGUCAAAGAAAUAGCAGACAAGAAAAAGGCAUCCAAACUGGACAAAGGAGCUGCUUCUAGAUUUGUAAGAAAUGCACUCUGGGAACCAAACGCUGAAAAUGAACAUACCUCCAAAACUCCUGCUAAAGGAAAAAAGAGAAAGAUGGACUAAAUCUUUGUUUCCCCUAAUACAAACUAGAGAUACCUAGAACUGAAUUCCUAAAACUAGGAACUUAUUUUGCGUACUUUAUGCAUCUUGCAGAGGUGCUGUAUAGCAGCAUCUUGAUUAAGUUAUACUUAGGAAUUUUACAGGAUUGUAUUUUGUCCAGAAUAUUUUAAUAUUUUAAAGUGCCACUUGAUGCGAGAGAAGAAACAUUUCAUUAUUCAAAUAAUAACAGCCUGACAUAUGCUUCCUGGUAAUAGAUACUAGUGAUGUUCUGUUCAUAAUGUCUAAGAAUUCUUUUUUUUUUUUUUUUACUGCUGAAUGGUUGACACUUUUUUAUAUGUACUGAAUCUUCUGAAAAUUAAAAAAUCUCAAACAA